Molecule: messenger RNA, 1243 nt
Organism: Quercus robur (English oak)
Lineage: Eukaryota; Viridiplantae; Streptophyta; Magnoliopsida; Fagales; Fagaceae
Exons: 2
Coding region: 115-723 (202 amino acids)
Source: RefSeq, a predicted model, not a curated record
CAUUAAUUGGAGCUCACAUUCUUUUCCAGAAUAUUGUCUUAUGAAUCAUGAUUAGAGACUAGUAAUUAUUUAUCAUCUAUUCCACCAUAAGGAUACUAGCGAGAGAGAGAAAGAAUGGUUUGGAAGAAGGGAUACUUAGAUGUAAUCUUGGUCCCAAGUGGAUUAUUGAUCAUGUUUGUUUACCAUCUUUUCCUUCUCUAUAGAUGCUUAAGAUUUCCUGAGACCACAGCCAUUGGCUAUGAGAACCACUACAGAAAAGCUUGGGUUGAGAAAAUGCUGCAGGUUGAAGCUAAGGAAAGAGGUCCAUGUCUAAGUGUGAUCUCCAGCACCAUAUCAGCUGCAACUUUCUUUGCUUCAACCUCCCUGGCUUUAAGCUCUCUUAUUGGGGCCUGGGUUGGAAGCACUUCAAAUGAUUUCUUCAAGAGUAUUUUCGUAUAUGGUGACACAGAUCCAUCCAUCAUUUCUGUCAAAUAUGUUAGCCUUCUGUUUUGCUUCUUAAUAUCUUAUGCUUCUUUUCUCCAAUGUAUAAGGAGCUUCGUCCAUGCAAAUUUCCUUAUCAGUAUGCCAAAUAGUGAUGUCCCAGUGGAGUAUGUGCAGAUGGCACUGAUACGGGGAAGUGCUUUCUGGUCAGUUGGGUUACGGGCAAUUUACUUUGCAACCACAUUACUGCUGUGGAUAUUGGUCCAAUACCAAUGUUUGUUUCUUCAGUGGCUAUGGUGGUGAUUUUGCACAUUCUUGAUACAAACUCAACUCCAUUGCAUCACUUUCAACCGGCCAAGAGUCGUAACUUGUUGAGGAAGAUAGGUCAGAAUAUAACUGCAGUCUCAAGGGUUGUUGAGCACCAAAAAGGAUUGCAUGGUGAUGCGAGCACUACUACUUCUGGUGCUCAAACAUGAUCUUCACUUUGAUUGAAAAGAGGGAAUUAUCAUCACCUGCAGGAACUGGGAUUGAUAAUUGUGAUCGAGUUCACUAGAAACAAGCAUGUAGAAUAUUUGCUUUUCAAGGCUUUAAAUUGGCUAUACAACUUUAAAGCCCCGGGACUUCAAAAGGGUUUGGUUUGGAGCUUUUUAUGUAGUGAAUCUCCCCAUGGUCUGCAAGUAAAAACGUAGCAGCUACUGUAUCUGAAUGUAAUGCUAGUAAAUUUCCUCAAUUUGACAUUCUGUUGACGAGGUAUAAUUUAACUAUCCUAGCUUAAUAGCUUUAAAACCAUAUAACAACAAUAGUAAGCAUCUCAGAUCAGGAA